This is a messenger RNA of Emiliania huxleyi CCMP1516, 639 nucleotides long. RefSeq lists its product as hypothetical. The transcript is spliced from 2 exons. The record is from RefSeq and is a predicted model, not a curated record. The annotation marks the transcript as partial. NCBI's taxonomy places the organism in Eukaryota, Haptophyta, Isochrysidales, Noelaerhabdaceae.
GGUCGGCCGCCGUGGGCCUCCGGGCCUGCUGCGGCGGCGCGGCCGGUUGAGGCCGGGCUCGGCCCGGCCCGCGACGGCUGGCCGCCGACGAGCGCGCUCGCGCUGCUCGUCAAGAUGGCGGCGGUGGCGAUUGCGGCGACAAAAGUUCAGGCGUACAGCGCUCAGGCGCCUGUCGUCUUUCGUCUUUUGUCGCAUUUCGCACACGCGCGCGCCGCGCGACCCGCGUCGCUCCGCGAGGGCAUGAUCCUUCCGCGAUUCGAACCCGCAGCCAAAAGCUGCUCGCUCGAACCGCGGCCGACUCUGCCACCGCGGCCGCAGCUGCUGAGCACUCCAGAAAACUGGUGCCUCAUAUGCUGCCUCCCUGCGGAUGCUGCCGGCGAGCCUGGCGGUCCGCUGUACUACAAGGAUGUGCUGACUCGAUUCUACCUCGAAUUCUUCUACCCCCACGACUCGGAACACGAAUGUGACAGGACCAUCGGAGUAUCGACCUCUGGGCUCUGGCUUGUCAGCCGCCCCACCGAGGGCACCAUGAAGUAUGGCGAUCGCCAUCUCGCUGGCCUCUCCGCAGGCCCCCCCGACCGCGUCGAACUCAUCGGCGCGGGCUCUCUCGGCUACGGGACCGGCCCCAGCUUCGGCUGA